GAGAUGCUGACCCUCUCGUAUGCGGAUAAGAUAGCAGAUAAGGCCAUGGCCGAAUUAGAGACAGCAUAUGCGGCUGCCGAAUCUGUUUCCAGAGGCCCAAGCGCCAACAACAACAACGCGCGCGAAAGCAAAUCAAGUACGCUGGGGGGAGCCAUGAAGGCAACCGCUCCACGCCUAGCACGGUUUGUUCAGGCACACGUACAGUCUGCGAGGGGGUCGACCGCGGCUGCGGUCAACGAAGGCAGAGCUUCUGAUGUGUCCGCUAAUCGGGAGACCGACCGCAACAUGACACCAUCGCCGAGUGGAACUCCCCAUAUUAUCGAUGAGAAUGAAGAGUACGAUGAUGCGCUUGACAGGUCUACUAGCGCCCGGCAACACUGA
Molecule: messenger RNA, 381 nt
Organism: Sphaeroforma arctica JP610
Lineage: Eukaryota; Ichthyosporea; Ichthyophonida
Exons: 4
Source: RefSeq, a predicted model, not a curated record